CAGAUGGAACUCCUGUUCUCCCUGUCACAAAUUUGUGUACAUCUAAUUGGUGCUGAUGGUCAAAUUAAUACUUCUAAUUAAAAUUGACUUACUUCUCAAAAUGUAGAUCGUUUUUAAUAGUGAUAAAUAAGUGGAGACAAAAGUGCUGCGAAAGUGAUGUAAAAGCAAAGAUCAGUUUUUGUUGAUGGCGAGCUACAUUUUGAACAAAAAAUAUAUAAUGUGUCGAAGUGCGGGUCAUAAUAUGUAAAGGUGACGUCCUGCAAUUUUCCGAGACAGUCAAUAGUGUCAUGUGGAAUUCUAAUACGUAUAUAGUGUUGUGUAUAUGCCGAUAGCACGAACGAGACCGAACACAAUGCGGACUGCACCCUUAAUUUAUGGAUAAUAAACAUUUCCUAAGGCGCGCUACUGUUGCUUAGUGUGGGACGUGUUUUCCAUUUUCAAACUUAUUUACAUUGCGGAAAAAAUUGGCGUUUGAAGAAGUGGAUCUGAUUCAAAUUAAUAAUGAUAAAACUCAGAAAGUGUGAUAUUCUUAUCGCUUUCUUAUUGGGUUUUAAGAUUGUGGUAGUGGCAAAUCUACAACACGCCACUGACUUAAUCCCCGAGCAGCGCAAUCACAACUUGCCUCUAACAGAAAAGUUUAAUAAAUAUUUAAGAAACCAGGAAAAUGGCUCUUUAAAUAAUUCAGAGGUAGUGCUGCCCAAAUCAUCACGCGUUUUCGACAGUGGUUUCGAUCGGGAAAAUGUAGAGUUUUCAAUAGAAUCUGAUAUAACAUUCCACGGCAACGAGAGGCCAACACAUGUUACGGAGCCUAUACAUCGAAAAGAAAAAGUAAUUGUAGAGUCUACUAGCCAAGCACAGAGUGAGAUACGCGCUUAUGAAGAUAUUAAUACGACCAAUAACAACGAUGAAUUACCCAAAUACGAAAAUGUGGAAUAUGAAGAGCGGUCAUCUGGUACCAUAUUGUCGAAACUUAAUACAGCUGAAUCUGGCAACGCUUUGCCAAUAUUUUUAACCGAACCAGAAAAUGUUUAUGUCAUAAAGAAUCGACCGGCUGUUCUCAAGUGCAAAGCUGCGCAUGCACUCCAGUUACUCUUCAAAUGCAGUGGUAGUUCUCAGCCUCCGCCGUCAACGCAUGACAAGCAUGUCGACCCUCAUACUGGUGUUCACGUGGAAGAAGUAACUGCUACCAUACACCGCGAUUUGGUAGAUGAAUAUUUUGGCAAGGGUCCUUUCAAGUGUGAAUGUCAAGCUUGGUCGUCACGUGGUGUUGCUAAAAGUCAAGCAGCUACUAUAAGUAUUGCAUAUAUUAGGAAGCAUUUUACUACGUCACCCACCUCCCUAAAGGUUGAACUUGGUUCCAAAGCUGAAUUACAUUGUGAUCCUCCUGGUGCAUUUCCCGAACCGAAAAUAACAUGGUUCAAAAACAAUAAUCCGUUGACAGUUUCUAAUGAUCACGGAAUUGCUAUAUCUAUCGAUGGCACUACCAUCACUUUCGAUAUUGUAUCUUUACAGGAUAUGGCAAACUACACAUGCAGUGCCGAGAAUGUUGCUGGUAAACGGAUAUCAGACUCAGCAGUUCUAAUCGUCUACGUAAAUGGAGGAUGGAGCUCCUGGAGUCCUUGGAGGGAAUGCAAAUGCUCCGGGAAACUAAGUCAGGGUCGAAAAAGAGUUCGUUUUUGUAAUAACCCGAUUCCCUUGAACGGCGGCUCGCUUUGCUCUGGUGCACAAGUCCAAAAAUCUGCUGAUUGCAUAUCAUGUCCAGAGGAGACACAAAUUGUAACAGCAGACGGAUAUGAUCCAUUAUCAAGUAAGAAACUAGGCAGAUGGACGCCGUGGAGUGAGUGGAGUUCGUGUUCUUCCGACUGCAUCCAACUUCGCCGACGAAGAUGCGUUUUUCCUGCUUCGGACGAUUUGAGUGUUGAAAGCAUUGAAGAUUCAGUGCUAUCAGUAAACAUAGCGAAUGCUAACAAUAACGGCGUUGGUGGACUGGGGUUCGGAAAGAUUCAAUGUUCUGGCAAAGAUAUUCAAACAGCUGAAUGUCGUGGAGAGCAUUGCCUAAUUGGCAAGGAUGGCUUCGAUUGGACUCUUUAUCUUGGCUUAGCGUUCGUUAUUACUGUCUGUAUUGCAUUUGGAGCCGCUCUGAUUUACUAUGCACGGCGAAAUUUAUCUAUUAAUUCCCAUUAUAAUAUGACCAGAACCAAUAUGAACUCUGAUUAUGUCCAAGGAAUAAAUAAGAAGGGAAUCAAUGUUGAAACCACAAAUGCCAAUUACGAUUACCCCAGUUCGGAUCACAGAUUUAUGUCCAAUGAUCACAUCAUAAGUUGUGGAGUUUCUGAACAUCACUAUGACGUACCGAAUUUAUCUGCUAAUUAUACCAACCCCAUAGACGAAAUAAGUGCGGAGUAUGUCACUGAUACACCAGAUACCUCCACAGCGGAUACUUCAAAUUCUACUUACGAUAUAACCGGCAAAAUUUCAAUACCUUCCGUCUCCAAAAAUGUUGCAACUGAAAUUUUUAAUAAUUGUGGAGGUAGUUUGAGCCUUUAUAAAGGAGAAAUAAUGCUGCAUGUUCCAGAGUUUGCCAUCGGCAAAAAUCAAAAGAAGCAUAUGUCCUUGAUUCUACUGAGCGACGAAAGCGCUCGAAUAUCCAUACCCUGCGCUGAGCCUUUGUUUGUAUGCAGCACAAUCAUCUACUGCUCACCGCGAAACUAUAGCUUCCAGAAACCAGUUAUAGUAAAACUGCCGCACUGUCUGGUGGAUCCCCGGCAAUGGAAUGUGAACAUAUACCACGCCGAUAACGAUCAUUAUGACAUCAAUUCAAAUUGGCGGAAAAUAAUCGCGGUUGGAGAAGAAACUAUAAAUACCCCAGUUUUCGUACACUUGGAAGAUAGCCAUUUGUUCAUCAUGACCGAGCAAUUGGGACGUUUCGCAGUCGUCGCUGAGCCGAAAGUGCACAACAAUCCCCAAGCUUCUAUUAAAAUGCGGCUUAUUGCUUUUAGUCAGCUAACGCCGAGCAACUCAAACUGUAGCCUUCGAAUAUAUGUCGUAAAGGACUUUCCUAAUAGUAAAGAUAUUUGCACGAAUAUUGAAACUAAACUUGGCGGUACAAUUAUGGGUGAAAGUGAAUCUUUUGAUUUUCACCUCAAUACUUGCGACUUAGUUAUUCGUGUUCGUAAUACAGGGUCCAGUUCGUGGGACAUCAAAGAGCACAACGACUAUGAACAGAUGAUACCCUACAAUCACAUACUUAAUAAUAAUUCAAUUUUGCACUGCGAGUUUAGUAUAAAACGAUCGCUAAACUCUCCGUUGAUAUUCGAAGUGGAUUUCGAGCAGUGUGGUUUGGAGACCAGCGAAAGGCAAGUGCAUGCGUUCGUUAUUUCAAAUGAACGUUUUCCGCAAACCGAUGUAACAACGCACACAUUCGACCAUCAGCAAGCAAUUGUCUCGAUUGAUCGUGAUAGCAGUUAUGUGAAUGAGACGAAUAGCUUGAGUAGUGUCUAUCUGCCACGAACGUGCAAGCGACUUAUUUGCGCUGCUCUGGACCCACCGCGUCAAGAUGAAAAAGAUUGGCGUUUGUUGGCGAAAAAGCUCGGCACUGAUCAUUACAUAGCAUAUUUUGCUACAAAGCCUUCGCCGACCGAGCAGAUUCUCAAUUUGUGGGAAUGUCGUGCAAGUAACUCCUCGCGUACAAUUGUUGAAUUAUUAAUAGUGUUCAGUGACAUGGACAGAGAAGAUAUAAAGCAAAUUAUAACAGAUACUAUAGGCCCACUUUGGGUGUGAACAAAGCUUUGGAAAGCGGAAAGCGAUUAUUAUUGAUAUGUUCAGAUGCCUUUUAUUUGGAAAACUAAGAGAUUAUAGUAAUAGACAUUAAUAAUUAAUAAGAUAAGUAUAUGUAUUGCUACAUACUCAUUGACUAAUAAGUAGUUGGGGCUCCCAAAGUGUUUCUUACACAGUCGCGGUCACAACCCGGUUAAUUGCUUCAUAAGAAAGUGUAACAAAUUGCAUGAUAAUUUCACCUAUUUCACCUAGGUAUGUUUUAGCUACUCUUUUUACAGAUGUAUAUACUUUGAAAUUUUAUUGAAAAUAAGUACUUGCAACUUCAACCGAAUAUAAAUAUACAGUGUGCGCUCUCCUAACGGACAGCUCUCUUAAGCUGCGAUUAGUGAUAUCGCGGUUUAGCCAUAACCGUAACCAAAGCAAUCAGCUGUUCUGAUCAAACAUAUGGGCAUCACUGUAAACGAUUAUAGGUGGCACACCAUAACGCCGUAACCAUAACCGUUGCCGUAGGUAUCUAUUUAAUUUUGAUUUUUCGCGUAAGCAGCUUUACUUUACAUUUGUUUUGGUAUUUCCGAUAAAAAUUUGAGUAUUAGAAUUUAACGACGAAAAAUUAAAUGACUUAGUGGAA
Messenger RNA from Anastrepha obliqua, 4405 nucleotides. It is a transcript of the gene unc-5, whose product is annotated as netrin receptor unc-5. Bases 502 to 3780 code for a protein of 1092 amino acids. Gene Ontology annotation, molecular function: netrin receptor activity; protein binding. Gene Ontology annotation, biological process: motor neuron axon guidance; netrin-activated signaling pathway. NCBI's taxonomy places the organism in Eukaryota, Metazoa, Arthropoda, Insecta, Diptera, Tephritidae. The transcript has 13 exons. Gene Ontology annotation, cellular component: membrane. The record is from RefSeq and is a predicted model, not a curated record.